GUUUCAUUUUUAUAACAGUCUAACCUCUCCUAAACUUGUGUUUCUGUAACUUUUAAAAUGUAAUAAUAAAACUUGUAAAGUAAAAUCAAAAAUUGUUUAAUUUUCAGUUUCGAUAUGUGCAGUGCUAAUUUAAGAAAAAAAGUUGACAAAUUACAAGAGGAAUUUGAGACAUUUGGCAUAACAAAAUGUAUGAACCAAGAAUUUUCUGAUAAACUGUUAAAUGUGCUAGAUUCUACUAUGAUUUUGGUAAACUUUUAUAGAAAGUCUCUAUCAAAAAUUGCAGAAUUAGAAUUAGAUUACAAUGCUGUUAAAAAAGAAAAAAAUUCCUUUUUGACUAAAAUUGCAUCACUUGAGAAUAAAGUAAAAGAAAAAGAAAACAGUUUGAAAGAUCAUAUGAAAAAGAUCGCGAAAUUUCAGUAUGAAAACGAACAAAAUUUAAAACAAAUUAAACAAUUGGAAGAGCACAACAAUGCUUUACAAAAUAGAAUCAGAACAAACGAAAAUCUUCACGAACAUAAAUUUAAAAAGUUACUAAAUGAAACGCAAAACUUCGUGGAUCAAAAAGAACGAAAUUUUGGGCAUUACGUGUCAAGGGACGAGACUCUUUCAGAAACAAUUUAUAGAUACAAAAAGAAUGAAGAAGUUUAUAAAGAGACUAUACAACAAUUGCAAAACAAUAACAAUAAACUGUUAAGGGAAAUUUUGAUUUUAAAACAAGAUAUUUUAAGACUGUACAAAGACGAAGACGAUAUUCAACAUGUACUUCAAUGAAUUGUAAAUUUAUAAAAUAAUAUAAUGUUAAGUGAAAAAUAAAAUUA
Messenger RNA from Agrilus planipennis (emerald ash borer), 818 nucleotides. RefSeq lists its product as uncharacterized. Bases 115 to 771 code for a protein of 218 amino acids. The transcript is spliced from 4 exons. The record is from RefSeq and is a predicted model, not a curated record. NCBI's taxonomy places the organism in Eukaryota, Metazoa, Arthropoda, Insecta, Coleoptera, Buprestidae.